This is a messenger RNA of Letharia columbiana, 435 nucleotides long. RefSeq lists its product as uncharacterized. NCBI's taxonomy places the organism in Eukaryota, Fungi, Ascomycota, Lecanoromycetes, Lecanorales, Parmeliaceae. The record is from RefSeq and is a predicted model, not a curated record. The coding region runs from base 1 to 435 and encodes 144 amino acids. The transcript has 2 exons.
AUGGAGGUCUCAAAUAAAGCUGGCUCGAACAUGCCCGCCAUGAUCAGGAACGUAAAAGCUGCUCAACGCGAUGCCUUCCUUAAAGGACUUCAUGAACUCUUGAGACUACUCCGCCAGCAUGCCCAAAUGCGGGACAAUCCUCACGAUGGCCGCACUCCUAGGCCUCUCUUCUUCACUUGGGAAUUCAUUCAGCGCACUUGCGGCAACCUUUCGCAGGUCCCAGUCGACAAGCUCGAAGCCAACGACAGAGAUGCACUCGAGAAGUACAGUGAUUGCGUGGGCCGUGCAAUCAUGGCCGAAAUCGUGAUCACGGAGAAGACGCCCAUGGCUGCUAUUAUGAGAGGCGGCGAGCUGGACUUCGGAUAUGUGGCCAGGAAGGCAGCAAAAGCGGCAGCUGUUGCGGGUGGGGGUGAGGAGGGAAAGCGUCAUGUUUGA